UGGUUUCUUACCAAUAGCCUUUUCUUUUCAUGGCGACCUUUGCUUUGCGCCUAUGCCCUUUGCUUCCACUUCUGACCACGGCCUUCACCAAGCCCCUCACAGCCAUCCGACGCUGUUACAUUCCACCGCCACGGGCCAAUUUCGGGUGUGCCCUCUUGGAGAACCUCACGGGACGUGAUGAGUUUGGAUUCAACUCCUACGGUCAGGAGACCACUGCCCAUCGGCGCUGCUUGCAGUCUUUGCGGAAGGCGGGCGGCAACACCUUCGUGUUCUCCGUGGGUUUCUGUGAACUUUGGACUUGCUCCAAAGAAGCGUUGACCGCUGCAGCGUCGUCCGAGAAGAUGGAGGUCGGAACUCGCAAAGUCUUCAGUGAGCUGUGCGAGUACCAGGAAUCGCUGAAGACGUCUCGCAGUCCGGUCUUUGUGAAGCUUUGGGAAUGGAAUUAUGUGGACAUUGCCAAGGAAUGUGAAGAAUAUCUGGGCCCCAAUGGCUUUGAUGCUGUGCAAGUCUCGCCGGUCACGGAACAUAUUCUGGGGCCUGAAUGGUGGACCAAAUAUCAACCAGUCUCCUUUUCCUUGAGCUCCCGGUCCGGCUCGGCUGAAGACUUCCGCACGAUGGUCCGAGACUGCCGUGCCGCCGGUGUGGAGGUGAUUGUCGAUCUCAUCAUCAAUCAUAUCGCCGCUCCCUGCCGAGCGGCCAAGAAUGCGGAGGUCAAGAAUUUGACCCCAUGCGUGGGUUGGAAUGGUAGCCUCUUUGGAAACCGCCGAUUGGGAGGUGCCAGGGGCUGGGACCAAGCAGGCCCGGAACACUUUCAUCAUGUGGAGGGUCAGAUGAUGGAAAACUGCUAUGUGGGACCUCCAGGCUGGAGUUGUGGCGGUGGAGGCAUUGAUGUCACUGAUUGCAGCUGCUGCUCCUGUGACUUCCUGAAGAUGCCCGAUUGGCAUACGGGUUUGGAUGAAGUCCGCCAGAUGCAUACACGUCAUGUACAAGAGCUGCAUGACAUUGGCGUCACGAUGCUGCGGGUGGAUCUGUCUUUGUUCGAGUCCAUUGAGGAUCUGAGCCACGUCCUGAAUACUGUGCCAUGGGACUUUGUGUACCAAGAGUGGUGGUGGGAACGUCCAGAUGCCCAGCGGCAUCGUUACAUUGGCCACUUUCGGGACAUCACCUACAGGUACAAGCUCACCCACUACUUGGGCAACUCGAGCCUUGCGAAGCUGCCGGAUCUCUUCACCCUGGAGCGCGGCCACGAUGAGAUUGCCCCGGAGACGGCCAUUUAUCCCAUCGCCUUCCAUGAUGGACGCUCCUGGAAGGCCAAACCCGGGAACGCCACCUACAAGAAUGGCUUGGAGUAUCAUCAGCAGCAAAAGUUUCUUUUGGCUUGGCCAAAAGGAAACAUUGUGAUGCUCUGGGGCGGCUUUGGUUGGUCCAGGAUGAGCGAUGGGCCGCCAGGGUGUGAUGACCGCACGGGCAGUCCCUAUUGUCAGCCGGAGUCCGUCUAUGUCAACGGCCGGGCGCGCUGCCUGCCAACUCCCACAGAGUCACCUUUGCCGAAGGAGCUACACAUGGAGCGCAGAUGGAUCUGUGAGCAUCGCUGGCAGGGGGUGGCUGGCCUCAUUGAGUUUCGCAAGGCUUGCCGUGGCUUGCCCAUCACCCGAACCUGGCAGGCACCGGAGCUGAGCGACGGGCAACUGGCCUUUCGAGCUGGGGAGGAGUGUUUUGGAGCACUGGUGCGGGGCUACAAUGAGAAGUUGCGAUCGCCUUGGGGGCACCUGGGCAACUGGAAGCUGCGAGGCUUGGAAGUGGGCUUGCCCAGUGGCCGUUAUUGCGACAUGGGGUCCCUGUCCACGCGCCGUGAAUGGGAUCGAAGGCAUUGCCCGCGGCAGGUGGUCAUUGGCACGGAUGGCAGGAUCUUGAGUGGAUUUGUCCGGGAGGGCGACCUCCUGGCGAUCUACGUGGGAGGACGUCUCUCAUGACGUCAGGGAGGGCGACCGUUCGAACGAACCGAGAGGCGAGCGGGGUGUGUUUUUGAGCGCUCGAAAGACUGAGCUCACCCUGCAAGUGGCAGAGGGAUCUUUCCUUUGUCAUCCAGCCAUCUUCCCCUAGAUUGGUGGUUUGGAUCAGAGUUGUUUGGGGACUUUUGGCCUGUC
Molecule: messenger RNA, 2147 nt
Organism: Durusdinium trenchii
Lineage: Eukaryota; Dinophyceae; Suessiales; Symbiodiniaceae
Source: the annotation of a GenBank genome assembly